Aplysia californica (California sea hare) is the source of this 6608-nucleotide messenger RNA. RefSeq names its product BTB/POZ domain-containing protein 17. The record is from RefSeq and is a predicted model, not a curated record. The coding region runs from base 448 to 1944 and encodes 498 amino acids. The transcript is spliced from 8 exons. NCBI's taxonomy places the organism in Eukaryota, Metazoa, Mollusca, Gastropoda, Aplysiida, Aplysiidae. Gene Ontology annotation, molecular function: protein binding.
UAUGGCCAACUUAUUCAGCUGACUGCUUCAAUGAACCUUUGUGGAGAGUAUUUUUGUAGGUUUGUCUAGUGUCUGCUAGGUUAGCCGACCCUGGGCUGAGAGGGAGACAAGAGAUUUCAUGACGGAUCGUCUGUGUGUAGACUUUCUUCAACUCUUUGCAGUCACUGAGAAAGAGUUCGGCUGCCAAUUUUCAGGAAAGCAAGCAGGCUUCUGAAGUGUCCUUGACGUGGAAGGUAAACAAAAUAUAUAAAUAAAUUCAGUUUCUGAAAUUUAGGAAGGCGUUGCCUAUAAAGAGAGAGUGUGUUCUGAAGACUGUCUUUGUUCGUUUGUCGUGGGAAGAUAUCUUGUGGUGGAUGGGCUUUCAGACCAAAAUUUUAUCAGCUGUUAGGGUUAAAUAACGAAGGAAAGGCGUCUUGAGCCAUAGUUUAGAGUUGCAACGGUCAGUCAAUGGACUAUACCAUGCCCAACUACCGACCAGCCGUGCGGCCUACCUCAGCCAGGGGUGGCCCGCCCCCUCGUGGAGCGGCAGCCAAUCAAGAGCUCGCACUGCGGCGUCAGGGCGGAUCCGCUGUUGUGCCUCUGACUCCGCCCACCCCGCGAGCGAUGCACACACAGGCCCAGUCCGGAUCGUCCAGUGACACAGAGGCGGUGCUCAGCGGCAGACCCGAGACGAUGGAGCCCGGUGACCCAGGGGAGACCACCCCGGAGACACAGGUGACCGGCACACAACCGCGCAUCCUUAGAGACGAGAGUAACUUCAUUCAGAACGUGGGCCAGUUCUACAACCAACAGGAUAUCAGCGAUGUCAUUCUCAAGAUCGGAGAAGAGAAAUACUACGGCCACAAGUUUGUCCUGGCCAAGUCGAGCGAGGUGUUCCGGACGAUGCUGUACAACAAGAACUGGACGCAGGCCGGGCUGCCAGAGAUUGUGCUGGAGGAGACGGAGGAAUGCCAGAAGUACUUUGACACUUUCCUCCGCUUCCUGUACACGGCCGAGGUGAACAUCAGCGUGGACUCUGCCGUGGGGAUUCUGUGCCUGGCGGACAAGUACAGUGUGGAGUCGCUGAAGAAUCUGUGUACACAGUACAUGGUGGAGCAUACUAGAUCCCCUCUGGUCAAGAACGCCCUCAACUGGUACUCCUGGUCUAAAGCCCUCCACAUGGAAGAGCUGAUCCAGCAGUGUUCCCGAACAAUCGCCUGGAAUGCUGAACACCUUCUAAACUCCCCUGAGUGGCUCCACAUGGACCUGGAGUUUGUCUCAGACAUGCUACAGAACAGAGACCUAGUCAUCUCCAGUGAGCACAGUCUCUUCCAGGCCCUGGAGUUGUGGCUCACACACGAGGCGCACGUGGAGAAUUACGUAGAGCAUGCCAAGACCCUCCUUCCGCUCAUCCGAUUCCCGCAGAUGCAGGUACCCCAGCUGUAUAAUGUGGAGAACUCAGAGGUGUACAAGAAUCAGGAGCUGCAGCCGCUCCUCGACCGACUCAUCAACAAAGCUUACAGAUUUCGCUCGCUGUGUCCGCAGCAGGCAGACAUUGACGUCUCUUUCACUGAAGAUUUCUACCUCCCAAGAAACUACAUUGAUCUUUCAGUAGACACAGUACGCAUGCAGAACACAUUACGGUUUGGCAUCCAGGUGGACGUACGUACAUACGUUGGUCCAGUGCCCUCCUUGGCUCGUGACGGGGAAUGGAAGAUCAGCUACAGGAAGACAAACGACACUUGGACUCUACAGGUUUAUUGCCAUGAGUCAGCUCUGGUCAACGGAGAGGCCCGUGUCCAGGCUGCACUCAUCAUCUCCAAUCAGGAUGACCGUGUGGUGCAGCUGGAAGAGUCAGAGAUCACGACCUGUAGCCGCGGCAAUCACCUGACCAUGAGUGUUGCAGUGCCCAACCAAGACUCAUGCAAGAGCAUGUCUGUGCUUAUAAAACCUGUCCCGAAAUAGGAGCUUAACGCAUACAAGUGGCUGUUAUUUGUGACGUCUCACUGUUGCUCGUCUCUCGUCUAUUGGUCUUCUCAGUCGCAAGAAGAUUGGGAGUGGAGUGAGAUUGUGGGAGUGGAGUGGAAUCCCUGAUGGUUUUCGAUAAAACUUUAGAACAUUGAGUGGUACAGCAGAAAAACUUUGCAACAGAAACUUGUGAUAAUGGCUGUUUCAAGGUUGGACUUUGCGAUGCUGAGAAGCCGCUUUCAGGGAUCGAACUUCAGUGUUCACUGUAACCAGUUUAUUUGAAAUAUUUCAAGGGCAGCACAAAAAAUUAAAAAUGGAAACUGAAAAUCUUGACAAGCUGGAAGAGAUCUGGCUAAUGAAUCUCAAAUACAGAGUACCUAGCCACAUCCGCACAAAGAUACGGCAAGCACUUUAAUGGAAGAGACACAUUAAAGAGAGGUUUACUUUAUUUGGGUCUUAUUUUUUUAGUCUGAUGUGGGAUUUUGCUGGAGAAUGGAUUCUUUUCAUUGAACAUCAUUCUUACUGAAGCUUGUAUAUAUAUAUAUGCAUAAAAAUGAUCAUCACUGGUCAUAUUAUUAUUAUCAAGACAACAUCUGACUGGGGAUUGAUGUGCGUUGUAAAUUCAUUGGUAGCAAAGACUAUCAUCACUCCAAGAAAGUCUAAAGAGUCACAAUUUAAUUCAUUGAUCACUAACACAUUCCCAUGAUGUGAACACUGUACAUUAUUCUGUUUUUUUGUGUGCCAUGUGAUGUUUUUUUGUUGUUGUGUGGAUGUAGUGGGGGAAAUUUUAUGUGCACUUCUAAUACAUACGUGUGUUUGUGUGUGUGUGCGUGUGUGUGUGUGUGUGUGUGUCUAUGUCUCUGUGUGUGUCUGUGUAUGUCAUACAUGUAUGAUAUAAAUAUAUACAUGGCAUCGGUGUUGUAUCUAUGUUUAUUAGAUCUGUGGUUUUCUACCCUCAAAUUAGGGGAGAUGAAUAACUUUUAUAACACUGCUUAUCCGACCAUUUCUAGUUUCUAUCUGAACUCAAGAGGUCAGAUGACACUUUCGGUUUUUUUCUGGGUUUUUUGGUGAAAAUUUGAUUACCAUAUAGAUCUAUAUUCUCUUGUAUAUCACUAGAGCUGGAAUCUAGUGGGUACUCUUAUUUAAGAUUAAUGUAAUAUCCAAAGCAUAUUUGAUGAGCAGUAUUUUUGCUCAUCAGUUACAGACAGAAUGAUAUCAGGGCACUCCAUUCCUCAUUCCACAAAGUGUCUUCCCAGAUGUGGCAUUUAUUUGAAAGAAAGAUGAAAUGAAGCAGGAUAUGUGGUUCCUAGUCUAAAAACAGCUCCUGGACAUAAAAAAUGAAAAUACCUCCAUCGCUACUUGCAGGGGAAAAAAAAAGAAGACUAAAUGCACUGGAAUUUGGGACCCAGUUCUUGUUGGGUUAUAUUCUUCAGACCUUGCAAUAAUGCUUUUGAUGAUGUCAGAAAAUACCGUACUUGACAGUGUAAUAGGAUUGGUCUACCAGGUAUUCAAUCUAUUCAUGGACAGAUGCAUGUGUGUAUAGAUAAUGAGAUUUUAUACAAACACACACACACACACACACACACACACACACACACACACAUGCUUUAUAUAUCACUAUAUUGGACACCACCUCUAGGAAUCUAUUCAUGUCAAUGGAGGCCUUUUUGAGAGCCUUACAGUAUGAAGGCGGCAGUGAAAUAAGAUGCUUCACUGAAAUGUUUCAAAAUUCCUGCUUCUGGAAGAGCCAGUGUGCCAAUUGAUGAUUAGAACAAUAACAAAACCACAUUCUAUUGUGAGACUGUCAGCCUUCACAGGUGCAGGUGGUGUGAUCAAAACUUGUAACCUUUUUCACUCUCUCAUUACUAUGUGCUUUCUUGGGAGUUUUGGGACUCCCCCUCUUUGGUUACGAAUGCAGCAAGAAGUGAAAUACCGUCAGAAAUGUGUAUGUGUGUGGAUAUUACUUGAAAUAUCCCCAUUCCAAUAUUGUAUUAUUGCUUUGCAAGAAAUUACGUCAACUUAUUUGAUCUUGCUUUACAUUGCAAGUUUAAAAAAAAAAUUGGAAUUACUGGUUUUAAUUGUGACAGCACCGUAAUUUUUUUUAUACAAGCAUUUUAUGUCAACACAGUGAAACAGGAUUAUGUUCAUUUAUGAGUGAGUUAGUAUACUAGGUUUAUGGCUGAAAUGAAUUAUUUUAAAGUAGAACUAAUUUUUCUCUUUCAAAGACAUUGAUUGCUCUGUGACCUUUAAAAACACCAAGUAAUGGACAGUGGUUUAUAUCUGUUUGAAUGAUUUGAAAGGAGACAGAAUGACAGGAAAGAUGACAUCAGAGAGUGAUGGGAAGGACGUUAUCAUGCAGUAAAAACACUCCUCUCACUUCCUCUACUGAUUUUCAAAAAUACUUUCGCAUUCAUUAGAGAAACUAGGAUUGUGCUGCUGUCGUCUCAUUACUGUCUGUGUCGGUAUGUACAGUACAGAAGAGCGUAUACAUGUGUGCUAAAUGAUGUCAAACACGGUGGUUGGUGCGUCCUUGCUACUUUAAUUUUUUUUCGCUGUGAGGCCCAGUGCACAUUGCAGAAAGUGUCGUCAAAUCUGUAUUUGAUAUACAUGAUGUAGUUUGAUACAUUUUAGGGGCUGCCAGAUUUUCCUUUGUUGACGGGCAAAUGCUGUCAGUGAAGAUUUGGUCGUGUGACUUACAGAAAAAGGCAAUCAGGGAACGAUUUCUGUGUUUGCUAAUGCACUUAGGGAUUGGAGUUUUUUUUUCUCUCCCAGAAACCAUAACUGAGCAAUGUGCAAUACUAAAAUUAUUUUGUUUUCUGCUGUACAGCAUUGGAUGCUACAUUUUAUGCUGAGAAGAAAGAGGACAAAUUUUUCUACCAACAAUUUUAUACCCACUUGCUUUUUUUCCUCCCCCUUUCGUAGUUUCCUUUAUUUUGUUCUUUUUUAGCUUAGGGAGAGGUCAAUCUGAUGUUCCUGAUAUUUGCAAUUUUUUUUCUUUUUUUUGUUAUGGUAUAAUUUAUUUUAUUUUGCGUACCGGUAUGUGAUAACAGAAUGGAUGUAAUGUCAAAAGAUCUUGGCAUUGUGAGCUAUGGCUACUUCAUUUCAAGCUGGAUGUUUUGAUCACUUAUUUGAUCACGACAGUUCUCUUGUGUGGCAAGUGGUUAAUGCUAUCCUGUGUCUUCUGCUCAUUCUAUUUGACUUUUAUACGUUGUCUUCAUUUGCUUCAUGGAAAAAUGUUGCGGCUUUUGCACAGACUGGCAAUAGACUGCACCACAACUUGAGAGCAAUUCAAUGGCUAUUUGCAAAACUCAGACAAACUCCAAACUGCAAAAAGAUAUAUAUAUAUUAUUGGAGUCUUGUACCCAGCCAUCAAUUUAUACACUUGAUAACUAAACAAGAUGUGUGACAUAAUUUUAAGCAACUCGAUGUAAUAAUGACAGAUCUCACAAGUUACCUGCUGGUUUUGAAGAAAUAUUGUUAAAGUACCAGUAGCGUCUCAGGGUUCCCCUCAUUCUGAAGCCACAUUCUCUCUUCUCUGAAUGUUUCUACUACACAUGCCAUUUCCCCCCUUCAUGUGUCUUUUAAACUGCAGUUGCAAAUAGAAGAGGCUCACAAUAUGAUAGAUUCAUGUACCUGUAGGUGUAUGGGGCACUGUAUGUGUGCUCUGCUCCCUACACUUUUGCCUCAGUGUAACUAGAACUAGAAUAUUAUCAGUUCCUAGAAAAAUAUGGGUGCUUUUGUUAGAAAUGAAAUGCAGCUAAACAACAAUGUGAAGGAAGGUGUUCAGACAUCAAUAUCAGAAUGUGAUAGAAUGCCACAGUAGGAUUAAGAACUCUAAGUAACAAAUAUGAAUAAAUUCAAGGUAAAAAAAAGACAAUAGAAUGCUAUCAUCAUAGCAUUAAGAAUUCUAAAUAAGAAUUGUUAAUACAUUUGAGGCAUAUAAGAAAUUAAAUUUUAUUGAAAAAGGAGUAGGCUACUAUCUCUCUGUAGUUUUUAAAGACUUUGUUCCUAUUGUGAGGUUGAAAUAAAGAAGUAAUGAGACAGUGACCAAAUGUUGACACUGUGGAGUCCGCUUAAACCAAAAUCUGCGGGAAUAUCAGAUUUUCUUGAUUUCACCAAGAGAGAGGUUGCUCAGAGAGAAGAAAUUCAUAAAGUCUGGGAUUUCAUUUGCUUCUGGUUUGAGCCGACUCCAUUGUAAUAUGAUCUGAUAUUCGUUUUAAAAAGUAAAGUUGUGAAUGUAUAAAGAUAUAUUUGUUCAUUUAACCUUUACAAUUUUUAUGUAUUUUUUGUCAGCAUCCUUAAUCCAUGUAUUUGAAACAUUCUUUUGAUUUUUUUAUAACCUGGAUCUAUGUAAAUAUUGAUGUCACAAUUUUUUUCUCUUUUUGUUCAAAGCGACAAAGGGGUGAGGUGUAUGAUACAAAAUCAUGAUUUGCUGUAAUUUAUUCAGGAUAACUGGUGCUUUAUAUAUUGUGUAGUGCAUUAUAGUUACAUAUAUGUUGUUUUUAAAAAAUGUAUAUAUUCAAUGCCUUGAACAUUCCUUUACAACUGCAUUUUGUGUGAGUGUGUAUAGGGAGGGAGGGGGUGCUGUGGGUCCAGUGUGACAUUGUUUUACUGUGGUGUACAGAUUUCCAUGUUGAAAUACAGUCAACUCCAGAUCUUCA